Messenger RNA from Entrophospora sp. SA101, 399 nucleotides. The record is from the annotation of a GenBank genome assembly. Lineage: Eukaryota; Fungi; Glomeromycota; Glomeromycetes; Entrophosporales; Entrophosporaceae.
GAAAAAAAAGAUGAUAUUAUUGCCGAAAAUGAAGGAGCAGUGGCAAUUUUAGAUAUUCACCCGGUCAGCGAUGGGCAUACUUUGCUUAUUACUAAGGAGCAUUUUGCCAACAUUACCGAAAUUAACCAAGAAAGUGGUGUACCCAAAGAUGGCCCUAGUGCCGGAACUGCUUUAACCACUGCUAUUAUUUCGGCUUUAACUAAGAAAGCUAUUGGGCAAAAUAUCGGAAUGACUGGUGAAAUUAGUUUGCACGGACAAGUUUCCGGGAUUGGUGGAUUACGAGAAAAAGUUAAUGCUGCCCACCGGAAAGGAUUAAAAAAAGUUUUUGCUCCUUUGGGCAAUGAAAAGGAUUCAGAAGACAUUUCGUCCGAGGUGAAAAGUAAAGUGGAAAUCAUCUGA